Molecule: messenger RNA, 319 nt
Organism: Bipolaris sorokiniana ND90Pr
Lineage: Eukaryota; Fungi; Ascomycota; Dothideomycetes; Pleosporales; Pleosporaceae
Exons: 1
Coding region: 94-309 (71 amino acids)
Source: RefSeq, a predicted model, not a curated record
UUCCCGUCGAGCGCAAGCGUCGCUUCGCAGUAUCAGUGCCCAGCGGGUGCGAUCAGAUGAUCUGACGGCUUGACAUAUCCACGCGCGCGGGAGAUGCGCUCAUGUGGGUCCCCGUCUCCACCUUCUCCAGCCCUGGUCAAAAUACCCUGUCUGGCACCAAGUUGGACUAUUCCUGUUACUGUCCUUGUGGCGCGCGUUCUCAUCUAUCCAUCCUGGCUCCUACAGCAUCCGCCCUCACGAAGCAAGCCAGUCGAAGCUUCGCAACGUCUUAUCAUCUCACAUGACUUUCAACUGGAGGGUCAUACUUGAGCGUGCCGUU